Phyllostomus discolor (pale spear-nosed bat) is the source of this 4166-nucleotide messenger RNA. It is a transcript of the gene TMEM229B, whose product is annotated as transmembrane protein 229B. The coding region runs from base 546 to 1049 and encodes 167 amino acids. The record is from RefSeq and is a predicted model, not a curated record. The transcript is spliced from 3 exons. NCBI's taxonomy places the organism in Eukaryota, Metazoa, Chordata, Mammalia, Chiroptera, Phyllostomidae.
CCGCCGCCGCCGGGGGCUCCGUUUGGCCCGGGCAGCUGCGGCUGCAGCCCCCCGGCCCCUGUGCCGCCGUGGCGGGAGCGGACACACAAUGCGGGACUAGGCGCGGAGCGGGAGGCCGGGCGGCGUGGGGGAGGCACGGCCCGCAACUCCGCGCUGGGGGAGUCCGAACGCCGGGCGUGGGGGCGGGGAGCAGGCGGCGCAGGAGAGCACCCAGAGUCCCGGCGCGGGAGGAGGAGCGGGAGCGAGCCGGCGAAACGGCGCUCCUGGCCGCACCUGCACCCGGCAGGCGGCCGGCCCAGCCCUGCCCCUGCCCCUGCCGCUGCCCGCGGCCCCAGCCCCGCACUGGGACACAUGGAAGCCAUCCGCCCACUAGCCGAAGAUCAGCCGAGCCCUGGGACUAAUGGUUACCCACACUGCUGAGAAUGGCACCGUCGCCCAGCCAGGCACCAGGACAGAGGACAACCCAGGACACUCCUGGAGAGUGAUCCUGAUGUCUGUUCUGAGCUGCGCAGUCAAGGGUGUGAUAACUGGCCCCAGUAGGCACCAUGGCUUCUGCGGAGCCCUUGACAGCACUGUCCCGCUGGUACCUGUACGCCAUCCACGGCUACUUCUGCGAGGUGAUGUUCACGGCGGCCUGGGAGUUCGUGGUGAACUUUAACUGGAAGUUCCCGGGGGUCACGAGCGUGUGGGCGCUCUUCAUCUACGGCACCUCGAUCCUGAUCGUGGAGCGCAUGUACCUGCGCCUGCGGGGCCGCUGCCCGCUGCUGGUGCGCUGCCUCAUCUACACGCUCUGGACCUACCUGUGGGAGUUCACCACCGGCUACAUCCUGCGCCAGUUCAACGCCUGCCCCUGGGACUACUCCCAGUUCGACUUUGACUUCAUGGGCCUCAUCACCCUGGAGUACGCAGUGCCCUGGUUCUGCGGGUCCCUCAUCAUGGAGCAGUUCAUCAUCCGGAACACCCUCCGCCUCCGCUUUGACAAGGAUGCCGAGCCCGGGGAGCCCGGCGGCCCCCUGGCCCUGGCCAACGGCCACGUCAAGAUUGACUGAGAGGGGGACUCUGGGGGGUGGGGGUCUCUCAUGCACCCUGUGGGGAAAGGUACCAAGCUGGUGGAGCCGCCCCUUCUGUACAGCACAAGCCCUGCCCCAUCCUGGCCUCAGCCCCGUGGGGCCCACGCAGCCCCCGUGCCCUCCACCGUGAGCUGGUGUCGGGGGGCCGGCUGUCCAGGCAGCAGAGGUACUUGGGAACGGUCCAUGGAUCUCAGCCCGGCUCAGAGGUGGCAGCAGGGGGCCUGACGCUUGCAGCAGCCAGAUGACAUAGGUGACUUUGGAAGCAGCAGGCCCUGUCCUGGCUGAGGGACUCUUGAGAAAUGGGCAAAAGGUGGGAGGCAAGGUCUGAGGAGGCUUGGGGGUGCUGCCUCGGCCACGUGGCCCCCUCUCACCUGGCUUAGUUGGGCUUUGGCUGGUUCCAUUAGGCAAUAUUCAGGUGCUUGCUUGCAACCAAUACCUCCCCGGGGCCUGCUGAGCUGCAGCCUAAGGAGAGACUGGGCAGCCGGGAGGCUGCUUGGCAGCUGUGCUGUUCUGCAAGGGCUGGGAGGCCCUCCCUUGGCUCCUCUCCCCUCCCCCAGGGCUCCACGCUGCUUUCUUGGCCUUCUGGGGGCCCCCUGGUGCUGGAUUCCCACCAACCUUGGGCUUUUGGAGGUUUCAAUCCCUGUGUGUUCGGUGGCGUUUCCCCCUUUUCUCUCUUAUUUUCAAGGCCUUUACCACUCUCAGCCCUGUAUCCAUGUCAAUCACCCCCCAAUCCCCAACUCCGACUCCCCAGCCCACACAGCCGCUGCCUGAGAUAGAACCCUGAGACAGACCCCGCCCACCCUGUGCAGCCUCCCCUCCGCUAUCACCCCAGCUGGGCUGUGGCAGUGCCCCUGGUGCUCUCCUCCAUCCACGCCCGCUCCCUGCAGUGGUCCGGCUGAAAAUGAAUGGUGCCUACAACACACGGUCAGGCCAAGGUGGGCCCACAGACCCACAGUGGGGACCUAGAGACAAAUCAGUAUGUGUGUGUUGGGGGGAGUGCCGUCAGGAAGCAGAUAAAGGCACACCUGACUGGUUUAUUUUCAAUCCAUUCAGGGCCAGUCUAGCAUUCUGGGGGAUGGAGGAGCACUGUCCAGUGUUGGAGACCCAUGGAGAAUGAGUGAGGGAGACCCUCCCAUCCUUGGUGGGAAGGGGUCACUUCUGGUUCUGCCAUAGCCCCAGCCCUGCGGCAAAACUUCCUCAGGGCCACGCCUCCUCACCCUUCUUAGCAAGGCUGACACCUUGAGCUUGCCCCUUAAACAGUAUUACCCUGCCACGCUCAUGGGCAUUGUCAUCUUGGUUGCCCUGCCUUCCCCUGUGACAGGUCCAUUGCUGGCAGUGGACAGGUGAAACCCUCACUCCAGCACACUUCCGGCUCUGCCCCCACUCGCCAAGGGAAGGGGCCCAUCAGAACACAGCCGAUCCCAUGGUACAUGGUCUCUCCUUGACCACACUAUAACUCUUAGGUAGAAAUUAGCCUUUCCCUUUUUAUGGAACAUUAAAAAGUGAUCAUGCCACCUGUGGAGAGAAUCUCCUCUUCCUUGCUCUGCCGCAGCUCCUAGACUGCAUACAGGACCAGCCCAGGGCAGGUGGGCGGGGUGUGGGCAGGAGGCGUGUCCCGGGUGCGGAGAAAGGCUGGGAGACUGUCUUCUGGAGGGUUGCUUUCUGCAGUUGACCCCGUCCAGGACAGGAUGAAGGGUGUUCCCAGCCUCUGCGUCCUGGGUGGACUGUUACAUGCAGGCACGAAGUGCAUUCUGCCUGGGCCAGCCCCACCUUUGGUUUUCCUGCAGCCUCGUAGUUCCAGUGCUUUGGGGCGUCUAGGGAUUCAGGUGUCUAGUGGGGGCAGAUUGCUUUCCAUCUACAGGGGAUUCCAGGGGAAGAAUAUUUUCUGGCUUCCCUGUUCCCUCUAGGUCAUUGUUGCCUUGGUCCUCUUCCCCAGCUCCAUGCCGGUUCAGUCUCUGGAAGCCCAACACCCUGGCAGGCGCUCAGGUGGGCCCCCAGACCACCCGCCCACCUUUGCUCUCGCCUUCCACAAUGGAGUCUGGGGGCCGGCUUGUUGAUGCCUCCCAGCAGAAGGCCUCCACAGUGCUCAGCCUGACCAAGCCCCCGACGGCCCACGGGAUCUGGCUGCCCUGUGGGCAUUCCUUGGCACCAUCUUUUCUCUGCACCCUCUGGACUCCCAAGCGCGGGAGGCCCUGGAGUAAACCUGCCUCGCUGGCAGUGUGCAGAGCACUGUGUUUCUGCUUCCUUCAGGUGCCCCACGGCUCCUAUCGUCCCUCAUAGGGCACAGAGCCCCCUGCAAAGGGAGGUGAUGAGCCAGGGCUUGACCACAGGGUCUGCAGGCUCAAAGCUCACCAGGGGAGCCCAGACUUCCAACUCCUCUUUUUUGAGUAUCUUCAGGGCCCCCUAUUCCUUAGUGCCCAGGGACGCAAUGUUUGGGGUAAUCCCAGCCCUGCUAAGCAGUGGGGGGUGCCGGCGGAGAGAGUCCGCUUGCUCUUUAUGAACCGCUGGUGUUCUGGGCCUCUCCGCUGCACGUCACAGCAUCUCUGAGUUACACAGAUCACCACGUGCUGCCCUGCAUGGUUGAACCGCUUCCAUGUCUGCUGUGUAUCCUGUCCCUCGUGCCCUGUUCCCUAGGAUGCCAGUGAGUCAUAAUGGCAAUCACGAUGGCCUAUGCUUAUUCUCAGCAAUAAUACCUAGGGAGUGCCCAUGGGUCCUUUUGUCCUGGUCCCUUUCCCCUCUGCAUGGGUCUCCUGGGGAGGCAGCUACUGAGUGGGUCAGCUCCUGAGAACCUGUGUUCGUGAAGGUCUGGGCUGUGCAGACAUCACCGCAGGGGAUGCAAAGGGAGGCCCAGCCCCGGAGGAGCUGUGGCUAAGGCAGGGAGAAUACCUUCCACCCUGAGGCCGCCCUGGACCCGGAGGAGCUGCAGGUCCUGGCUCUGCAAACGGGCCUGUGAGGCAGGUGGGACUGUCUCCCAACUGCGGCAGCUCUUCAGGAGGACCCACGACUGGUUUGUGCGCCCAUUGCCUGCUCUGUCUCUGUUGGUCUCUGUCUUUUCACGUUUGUCACAUGAAAUAUACUGGUGUUUGUGUUCCAGGA